AUGACAAGUCCUAGACGUUUUAGAAAAGUUGGCCAUAGUGUUAUUCCACACUUGGAUUGGGAUUCCCCAUCGGCAGCAACGGGAACGGUGAAACGAAGAAGAUCCUCUUGUCCAGAACAAUCGUCGAAAGGACAUCUUCUAAAGGAUGAGGGCAUUUUCGAAGAACAAACUCCAUCAGAUUCUGGCAGUGGCACAUCAAAGAGUUUCGACGAGACCGAUAAGUCUGACUCUCUCGUAGAAAUAGAAGAAAGGAUAACAUGUAUUAUCAAUGAAAACAGAUCAUCUCAAAGCAAUUCAGAAUCAAGUGAUGUAGACAUAAUAAUUGAUAGUAUUCUACAAAAUCCCGUCGACGAGGAUUUGUUUGUAUCAAACGAUUUGUUUAGAUGUGAUCGUAGCAAAACUUUCAUAAAACCACAUGACACAUUAUUAGAUAGAAAAUGUUUAAAUUCAAUAGAAAGUGUCCAAAGGACAAAAGAUAAGAAACCAAAAACCCCACUGCCUAUUAAAAAGCUCAACAAAUCGUUAGAUAUCGGAAAAAGCACUAAAACUACAAAUAUAGAUAGAGUAAAUGAUAAAUCAAGUGUUCUUCCUAUUUAUAAGAGCACGGUUCGAAGUAACGAUAUAGAGUUAAGUGGUAAUCCUAAGAAAAAAACUUCGAAAUUAAAGUUGCCAUUUUCACCAGUAAAAGUCAUGGACAAACCAAAGUUUUUUCAAGGUAAAACAACUUCACAAGAAGCUAAACCUUCGCCACACUUAGCAUCCCCAGUUCGAAGAACAAUAUCAAAUGAAUAUGUUCGUUUAAAAUUUGGUAACGAUACAGUUGUUAGACGCACUAUUGGUGGAAAAUCUAUACAAAAGAUCACACCGAAAAUUCAAUCGAUUAUCCCGGAAAGUCCAAUUGAUAACGAAGAUCCAUUUUUAAAUUUAAGCCCUAAUAAAAAGUACACAGUUACGAUUAAUAAUAAAGUAAGAUGUGACAAGGACAACUAUGUUAUAUUUGAUCCUAAAACUGGUUUUAAAAUAGAUGAGACAACUAAGCAAAUACCUCCUAAAGCCGGUGAAAAAUCGCGGAUUCCUUUAAAAUCUCCAAGUGGUGAUAAGGCUAUAGUUACAAGAAAAUCAGUUAAUGUUAGUGAUACGGAUAGUGGUAUACUGUCUCCUAAUUCUCCUGGUGAAGCGAGUGAAAAAGUGCCCACGUAUUAUGUUAAUGUUGCUGUUUUUAGUGAAACAGCAAAAAAAUCUACUUCAGAGCUGGACAUCCAAAUACUAGAUCCAGCUAUCGCGAAAAAAGCAACUGAGCAAAUAAGGAUCUACACAGACUGGGCGAACCAUUAUCUGGAAAGGGCGCGUUCACGGCGCCGAGCAGGCACGUCAGGUGGUGGACUCGCUCGCGACUGCGCUGAUGGUCUGUUACUAGCUGAUGUGCUAGAAGGAGUCACUGGACAGAAAGUGCCGAGAGCGCAUCGUAAGCCCCGCAAUCCUCAACAAAUGUUGGAGAACGUCCAAUGCUGUUUAGACUUUUUACACGCUCAAAAAGUCCAAGGAUUAGAACAAGUAACAGCUGUUGAUAUUCGGGACGCCAAACUAAAAGCUGUAUUAGCACUAUUUUUUGCAUUGAGCCGACACAAGCAGGCAUCGAAACAGCGUACAGUGCCACCUUGUAGCAAUGCAACGAACUCCGGAAAGAGUUUAAACGAAGACGUUCCAGCUUUAAGUUCCGUCCAGAGAAUAACAGGGGGCAGUAGUUGCGAUGAAAUUUUAACAGCUUGUGGAAAUAACGUCGAAAUGACGACACUAACAGCUAAUAGACAAGUGUCGGUGCUGCAGACGUCCAUACCGCUGCCGGCGUCGGCGGCGGCAGUGCGACGUGCACCACCAGACAAACGCCCUCUUCCAGCCACACCCGUGCACGGAAAAAGUGGUCUCUCGGCGAGCUCUAGUCGAUCAACGAGUCCCCUUGGUCAAGGAGCAGUCAGUUUCAUACCAAGAGCACCAGCUUCAUCAUCUGGAUCAAGACCAAAUUCGUCAUUGCUUGCACCUGGUAGUAAAAUUCCAUCAACUUUAUCUCAACCACAACCACAUUUACAAACUGUGACCAGUCAAAAUGGCACUCCCACAAAACAGUCGAUGCUAGAUAAGUUAAAACUAUUCAACAAAGACAAAAUAAGUAGUGAGAAACAAAAUAGUAAAAGUACUGCGGUAUCUAAGCGUACUAGCUCUUCUAGUGGAUUUUCAUCUGCGAAAAGUGAACGAUCUGACUCCAGUUUAAGUCUUAAUGAAUCUGCGAAUGCGACAAACACACAUAUCAAAUCGUCUAAUCUAGUUGGACCUAAGAGUAUAAGGCAACAAAAUGAGAACUUAAUAAAAGAUAAAUCUGGUAAAAAUGUAAAAUCUAAAUUAGUUAAUACAAAAAUUGUGAAAGAACCUUCGUCUAAUUUAAAUAAGUCAAGCAUUCGGUCUAAUAGUAAUGAAAAAUCAAAAAGCAGUCCAAAAUUACCUGCAAGGGAAAAGGAAUCUAAAUUAGCAGCACCUAAGUCUGUAAGUAAUACGAGGUUAAAUCAAAUAGAUGAUCAUUUAAGAAGUUCAAAAACAAAAUUGGAAUCAAAAAUGGCAAAACAUUCUGGAAGUCAAUUAAAACUUAGUGAUCAACGUAUGGACAAUAAUUUAGAUAGCAAAACUUAUGAAAAUACAAAACAUAUACCGAAUCAAACACAAUCUCCCUCACCCACAAAUGGGCAACCUUUACAAAAUCACACUGGGAUUCCUAAACCUACUGCAGCAGUUAAAGGAACAACAAAAAUAUCAAAAGAUGAAAAACACGUUAUAAGUAAGAGUACAAAUAGUCAAUUAAGUCCAAUACAAAGUAACUCCAGUUUAAAUUCCACUAAUAAUGUAAGUGCUCAUCCAUUCUCUAGAGAACAAUCUAAUCUAAGUAAAGAAAUAUCUCAAAAACAAACUUUAGCUGUAUCGCCGAUGCCCGUGGUUAAUUCUGGAAAUCAAAAUCCUACUUCACAGAUGUCUGAAAGUUCGCAUUCAAAUUCAACUCAUAGUACAACUGGACAACAAUCUAAUUCCAGUGACGGCAGCGUGAUAUACCGCCCUUCAAGUGAAUCAGGAUCUGAAAUAUCAAAAACUAGUAAUGUGACUCCAAACAAAAGAUUAGAUAUGAACACAACAUAUAUUAAUGAUGUUAUAAAUGAAGCUGAAAUAUCAGAGAAAGAAGCGGCUCAAAAGAGAAUUACUGACAAAUCUAUAACUAAACCAAUAUUUGAACUAAAUAGGACGUUAACAGAAUAUGAUAAAAAUGAUAGUCGCUCCAGUACGCCAUCUCACUGUAGGGAUAAUUCGCUUGGAGAAGAUGAAAAUCCAUUAAUGAAUGUUUUACCCAUGAGACCUUUACUUAGAGGUUACAAUAGUCACUUGACUUUGCCAAUGAGAACGAACGGCUUGGCACAAAAAAAUAUUCCAGGGUAUCCACAUCAUGCUAACACUGUCAAGGCUAAUUUUGGUCGAGAAAACAUGACUAUACGUGAGCGUAUGAAUUAUGGACCUGGCUUUUCUAACCCAGACUAUUGUGAUCUUGAAAUUGCCUCCGGAUACAUGUCCGAUGGAGACUGCCUUAGAAGAAUAAACGUGAGUGAUAUGGACAGUGCAAGAAAUAACGAUAUAAUGGACGGAUACAUGUCAGAAGGUGGUGCAUCGCUAUAUGGCCGACGCAUGAAUUAUCAGCAACCAUCUCACUUCCAACAGCUUGAGGAAAGACGUGGGGGAGUUCGUAGAGGCAUGGAAGGCGGUAGUGGCGUGGUGUACCGAGUGGUAGGCCGGACGCGCAGUAAGGCCGACUGCGGACAACAGACUGAGAGACAGCCACCGCCACCUAGACAAGACACAACAUGGAAGAAAUACACAGAUUCGCCCGGUGUAGGAGCUCCUCCACUUAAUCAACCACCAGCUCCACCAAGUCCUUCCCAUGGGCGAAAAGGUGAGCGCCGCACUGGUCACCAUUCACCACAACACCACAAAAGGGAAAAACUUACGGCUGCACAACAGCUUGGAAUAGCUCCACAUCCUCAGUACCCUGCUCCGAACUCAUCAAAUCAGCACGCUUCGCGGGGUGGAAGCUCACAGUUGCAAUCGCCGAGUGGACCGUCAUCGCGACCGUCAAGUGUUUCCAGUGGAGGGAACGGCAGUAGCUGUUCGUCUGGUAAAGCUAAAGUACCGCAGAGCUUUGGUUAUGUUAAGAGACAAAAUGGCUCCCAACCUCCACCGCCUCCCGCUAAUGGUCCACCACAACAUGGUCACGUUGGCAGAACCGCUCAAGUAUCUGCAGUACCGAGAACAAAAGUUAAAGUGUCGGGAGGCACUCAAACUUGUACACAAGACCUACAAAUACACAAAAACGGCAUCGGACCCAAAUCAUACUCAUUAGGAGGAACUGCAGCUGCACAACUGUCUGCUUCUGUACGGGAAAGACUUCUAGGAUCACAGUCUUUACCAAAACCAGGGACACACGAGUUCGCUGCCUUGUUCCAUCAUCAUAGGGCAUCGCCUAGAGGCGGAAUGAAAAUCAGUGAUGGAAGUCUCUCAGACACUCAAACAUAUUCCGAAGUCAAAUCAGACUACGGAAUACCAUACGCUCCAUGGUUGAGACACAGCAAUACAUACUCCGCGAGUGGGCGCCUGUCCGAAGGCGAGUCGCUGGAGUCGCUCACGUCGCUGCAGUCGGCGCACGCGCACAACCACACCUCCUCCCCUAACUCACAUCACCGCAGCUCACUUACACACAAUAAGCUCAUCAUGCACCGAGACGCGCAGAGCUCCCGUCUCAACAGGAGCAACAGUAUUAGCUACCUCAGAGAUAGGACAUUUCCAAGAUCAACAAAAUCGGAAAAGUUAUACCCUUCAAUGCUGCAAAGGUCUUCGGAGAGUGAUUACGAGCCAUAUUAUUGUUUGCCGGUGCAGUAUGGACCAGGGGCACAAGGUCUGAACUACGGUGUCUCCGAGCCCCCUUCCCCAUCUCCUCGCUCAGCGCUGAGCCCUACGCACCAGCCCGGCAACGUGAUGCACACGCCGCGACACUCGCACCAUUAUCCUAAAAAGAAUGACGAAGUGCACGGUUCGACCGCGUCUUUGGUAUCGACGGCGUCGUCGUUGGCCGCAGGUGCUGGGACGGAUGAGAGACAAGCUCAUGAGGUAAUUGACUUCUUAUAAUUAGUUCGAAAGUUGAGAAGAGAGCUGGCGGACGCGAAAGAAAAGGUACACACGCUGACGACCCAACUGACCACAAACGCACAUGUCGUUUCAGCUUUCGAACAGAGUCUUUCCAACAUGACGCAGCGCUUGCAGCAGCUAACAGCAACAGCAGAACGAAAGGACUCCGAGUUAACAGAGCUGCGUCAAACAAUUGAACUGCUUCGUAAGCAGUCGAUUCAGGCUGGUCUGACCACUGCACAUAUGCAGUCCAUGGGUAUACGAGCAGAUGGCGUCAAUGUCACAGGACCGGUAACACAAACACAGCAAUCUUCACCUCAACGGUUAGCUCAGGGUAAUGGAGCUAUCACGCGCCACCUGUCAACGGAUAGCGUCUCUAGCAUAAACAGCCUAAGUAGUGGAUCUUCAGCCCCUCAUGAUAAAAAACAUAAAAAGAAGGGUUGGUUGCGCUCAUCAUUUACAAAGGCGUUCUCGAGAAACGCCAAGAUAUCUAAGACGGCAAAGCACUCGUCCCUCGGGCAACUGUCAUCACAAGACAGCUCGUCGGGCUCUCAUCACUACGACGAUCCGCACACGAUCCGCGAGGGAAGCAACGAGAAUAGUCUAGAACAUUCCCACGAAACUCUCGACACUAAAGACAAAACGACGUGCCCUCCGGCGGCUACUGAGGAACAGACCAAAGAAAAACAAGAUCAGUCGGGCUUAGUCGACGAAUUGAAGAGGCAAUUACGAGAAAAGGAUUUGGUGCUCACGGAUAUAAGGUUAGAGGCGCUUAGCUCAGCGCAUCAACUCGAAAGUCUUAAGGAUACUGUCAUAAAAAUGAGGAACGAGAUGUUGAAUUUGAAACAAAACAACGAGCGAUUGCAGCGACUAGUUACAUCUAGGUCGUUGGCCGGUAGUCAGAGUUCUUUAGGUACUGGAGGAUCUGCGGUCGAAGAUCCAAGGAGAUUUAGCCUUGCCGAUCAAGCUACAAUGCAUCAGGCAGCCAUAGAUAUUCAUUCUCAACCUUUAGAUCUAGACUUCAAUUGCAUGUCGUCGACUCCAUCUCGAGAUCUUUCUAAAAAAGGAUCUCCAAAAUCUAGUAUAGUAGAGCCGAUAUACGGUAACAAGGCGGUUUGUGAACUAAAUGAAAACAGUGAAGCCUUAUUAGGAGCUUUAAAUGGUUCGAGUGACAUAUUUACAAAUGGACUAAGUGCCGGGGACAGGAUAAGCGGUGAUUACGAUAUCAAUACUGUGCUACCGCCCCCUAAGAGCCGUGAGCUAGCGAUAGGAGAAAGCUAUUCAGAUAUCGGUGUCGCCGACAGUCAGGGCGAUACGACGGACGGGAAGAAAAUAGCAAUUGCGGUAUAUUUAGGACAGCCAGAAACAUUCCAAAGAUAUUUCGAGGAAGUUCAAGAUACGUUAACGGAAUCGGAAUGCAGAUUUUAUGCCAAGCAAACUGCUGGCGCGUUUAAUAAUCAUUUCGACAAGCAACCCAGUUUCGAUUCACCGAGGAUAUCUCAAAACCAUAGUCCCGAAGUCGAAACUCAAGAUUACCCACAAACUAUUAAUAAAUCGAAUACGAAUAGCCUUAAAAGUAAUAAAUCUACGCACAGUAAUUCGUAUAAGAACGUGUACAAUAGUGAUUCGACAAUAAACUGUAAUGAGUUCACUAUAGCGUACACAUAUAUAUCUGGCAAGACCACUUGGCAGAAUUUAGACUACAUAGUUAGAAAAACUUUCAAGGACUACCUAUCGAGGAUAGAUCCUGGAACGAAUCUCGGUCUCAAUACCGAUUCAAUAACAUCCUAUCAUUUGGGCGAAGCGACACGUGGACCGGAAAUAGGUUUUCCUGAACUAUUACCUUGCGGUUACAUAAUCGGGACCGUUAACACGUUGUAUAUUUGCUUACAAGGCGUUGGAAGCUUAGCUUUUGACAGUCUUAUACCAAAAAAUAUUGUAUAUAGAUACGUUUCACUGUUAUCGGAACACCGGAGAGUGAUACUUUGCGGACCAAGCGGCACUGGAAAAUCGUACUUGGCGGCUAAAUUGGCGGAAUUUUAUGUACAAAGGACGCAGCGAAGAGGAAAUCCCGUAGAAGCCGUAGCAACAUUUAACGUGGACCGCAAGUCGUGCAACGAGCUGCGCGCGUACCUGGCGAACAUCGCGGAGCAGUGCGGCGGCGCGGGCGAGGAGCUGCUGCCGGCCGUGGUGCUGCUCGACAACCUGCAGCACGCCUCCGCGCUGGGCGACGCCUUCGCCGGCCUGCUGCCGCCCGACAACCGGAACAUGCCCGUCAUUAUCGGUACCAUGUCACAAGCAACUUGUAAUACAACAAACCUCCAGUUACACCACAACUUCAGGUGGCUGUUGACCGCCAAUCAUAUGGAACCAGUAAAAGGAUUCCUGGCACGAUACCUGCGGCGAAAGUUAUUCUCACUGGAAUUGAGGCUAGGGCGUCGUGAGCCAGCAUUGGCAGCAGUUCUAGAAUGGCUGCCAGGAGUAUGGUCCACCCUCAACGCCUUUUUAGAAGCUCAUUCCUCCAGUGACGUCACAGUAGGACCUCGACUGUUCCUCGCGUGCCCUAUGGAUUUGGAAGCUAGUCAGGCGUGGUUCGCGGACGUGUGGAACUACAGCAUCGUGCCGUACGCGUCGGAGGCGGUGCGCGAGGGCGUGGCGCUGUACGGGCGGCGGCGGCACGCGGCCGUCGACCCGCUGCAGCACGUGCGCGCCUCGUACCCCUGGCGGGAGCCCAACCACUCGCACACCUUGCGACCAAUAUCCGUUGAAGAUGCUGGAAUUGACGAAACCAAUCAAGACGCGAACACUAACAACAAUCAAGAUCCUUUGUUAAACAUGCUAAUGAGACUUCAAGAGGCCGCAAACUAUAGCGGCAAUCAAAGCCAAGACUCUGACAACGCCAGUAUGGACUCGAAUCUCACUCACGACAGCUCCAUGGGCAACGAGCUUUAAAACGACACGUCCACUUGAAUUCUCCUCAGAAACUUUGAGUCUACGUGUGGAUCCAGUAUUAUAUAUUUGUGACACAUACCUGUACACUAUACUUUGUUCCUUUAUUUUUCAUAGAAAUAUUUAUUUAAUAAUGCUUCAUAGUCUGUUACUAUAUUGUCAAAAAGAUUAUUUGUGAAAUAAUAAAUGAAAAAUUUGGAUUUAAAUACAUAACUGCAUUUACUAUUACUUGUCACAUGUUAAAUAUACUAUACAAAGCCAAAUAUUUGCCAUAUGUACAUUAUUAAUAUUUAUUUGUCGAAUAAAAAGUCUUUUAGUUUAUUUGUUUUAGGCUUUAAUACUCUUGUAAAUUGAUAUAUUGAUAAUUCUACUUUAUUUCUAAUGCUAGGAAAGGAUUCGCUCUGCAUAUUUGUGAAUUUUGGCAAAUAUUGUAAGCAAGAGUACUAGCCUUUCUAUCUAUUUUCAGUGUUUAUGAAAUUUUUAACAAUUGAGUUAAAAACUUUAAUACGAUAAUAACAUAACUUUCGAGAACUAUUAGUGCCUGGAGCGAGGUAUUCCAUUUUUGUGAAAUAUUUGAACAGUGUAGGACUGUUACUGUUUAUAUUAUAUUAAGGCAAUGUGGCUUUUACUAUUGUUAUAUUUUCAAAGUUAGGAUAUGGACACGUUUGUAUUACUAUGAUAUUGUAUGUAAUAUAUUAUUAUGAAAGUGUAAUUUUUAUACCAUUUUCAUAUUAAAACUCAUGUACCUAAUAAAAGUAAUAAACUGUAAAUACAAAAAUGUUUAAUAUAAAUUUUUUUUUCUCAAUGUGUCUACACUAACCGCCAUUAUGCCAUGAUUAAACGUUAAUUUUGUAUAGAAAAUGUGUAACACAACGUUACAGUGUUCAGUAUCGAUUUAAUUGUGUGCAUAACUGAAACGUGAUAUAUACAAUCUAUGCUUUACAGAAAUUGUGAAAAUAAACAUUGAUUACAUUAAAA
Molecule: messenger RNA, 9138 nt
Organism: Melitaea cinxia (Glanville fritillary)
Lineage: Eukaryota; Metazoa; Arthropoda; Insecta; Lepidoptera; Nymphalidae
Gene: sick
Product: protein sickie
Exons: 34
Biological process (GO): neurogenesis; nervous system development
Molecular function (GO): protein binding; ATP hydrolysis activity
Source: RefSeq, a predicted model, not a curated record